Molecule: messenger RNA, 5384 nt
Organism: Pseudophryne corroboree (corroboree frog)
Lineage: Eukaryota; Metazoa; Chordata; Amphibia; Anura; Myobatrachidae
Gene: NR1H2
Product: nuclear receptor subfamily 1 group H member 2
Exons: 10
Coding region: 275-1630 (451 amino acids)
Biological process (GO): cell differentiation; lipid metabolic process; positive regulation of transcription by RNA polymerase II
Molecular function (GO): nuclear receptor activity; RNA polymerase II cis-regulatory region sequence-specific DNA binding; zinc ion binding
Source: RefSeq, a predicted model, not a curated record
GUCCCGUGCCCGGGGGGGCGGGGCCAGCGGCGGAAGUGUCGCGCGACGGCUCGCGGAAGAGGAGAAGAAGUUGCUGGAGAGAGUUUGGCAGCGGGUGAUGGGACGAGGCGGCGGCAGCCGGGGCCGGGGCCUGGGGACAGAUUGGAGACUGCUGUCGAGAAGUGACUGCAUUUAAUCCCUGCGAUGGAUUAGGACGUCGGGCUGCCAUUUGAAAUCUCAGCUGCUGAACAUUGUGUGUUUGGCCUGGAAAAUGCCUGGAGACGCCUGACACAAUAUGUCAGCCACGGCUGUCGAUGGCUCUGAUGUUUCACUCGACGAAGAGUCUUUCCACUCUGUGGAUACGCUAUUGUUGGAUUCUGCCAGCUCUGCUAAAGUGCACAUAAAGGAGGAAAGGUCGGAGUCUCGGGGAAGUUCGUCACUGCCCAAUGAAAAUGAAAUCUUGGGGACAGAUGGAGAGGGCUCCUCCCACAGCGCUGCGGAGGAGCCGGAGCGUAAGAGGAAGAAGGGUCCUGCACCAAAGAUGCUGGGUAACGAAGUGUGCAGCGUGUGCGGAGACAAGGCUUCGGGCUUCCAUUACAACGUGCUGAGCUGCGAGGGCUGCAAAGGCUUCUUCAGGCGCAGCGUCAUAAAGAAGCCCAAGUAUACCUGCAAGAACAGUGGCAAGUGCCAGAUGGACAUGUACAUGCGUCGCAAGUGCCAGGAGUGCCGGCUUCGGAAGUGCAGGGAGGCCGGCAUGCGGGAACAGUGCGUGCUUUCCGAAGUACAAAUCCGGAGCAAGAAGAUAAAGAAGCAGCAGCAGGAGGAUGAUGUGGUCCAGUCCUCUGCGGUCUUAGUGCCCCCCAGCCCGUGCAUGCUGACUCAGGAUAUUGUCCAGCUCACAGCUCAGCAGGAAGAGAUGAUCCAGCAGCUGGUCUCAGCGCAGCAGCAGUGCAACAAGAGAUCCUUCAGCGAUCAGCCAAAAGUAACGCCAUGGCCCCUGACUAGCGACCCCAACAGCAGAGAAGCUCGCCAACAACGCUUCGCUCACUUCACAGAGCUCGCCAUCAUCUCCGUGCAGGAGAUUGUGGAUUUUGCCAAACAAGUACCUGGUUUUAUGGAGUUGUCACGGGAGGAUCAGAUCGCACUUCUGAAGGCGUCCACCAUUGAGAUAAUGCUGCUGGAGACCGCAAGGCGCUACAAUCACGAGACUGAAUGUAUAACCUUCCUGAAAGACUUUACGUACAGCAAGGAUGACUUCCACCGGGCAGGAUUACAAGUGGAGUUUAUAAACCCCAUCUUUGAAUUCUCACGUGGCAUGAGGCAGAUGCAGCUGGACGACGCAGAAUAUGCCCUCCUUAUAGCAAUCAACAUCUUCUCUGCUGACCGACCAAACGUGCAGAACCACCAGCUCGUAGAGAACCUCCAGCUGCCAUAUGUGGAAGCUCUGCACUCCUACACCCGUAUCAAGAGGCCUCAGGAUCACCUGAUGUUCCCUCGCAUGUUAAUGAAGCUGGUCAGCCUACGGACACUUAGCAGCGUGCACUCGGAGCAGGUGUUUGCCCUCCGCCUUCAGGACAAGAAACUGCCACCUUUAUUGUCUGAAAUCUGGGAUGUGGAUGACAUUGAAAAUGUGGACUUGAGACCUAUCUAGCUCCCCAAUCUGCUCAGGGAUGAUGUGGUCACACAGAUCAGGUUUCUGGCAUCGAAGAUGCACUCUAGGUGGGAGAGAAGCCCCAUAUUCAGCAGAACCUGAAGAAGGCUUCUUUCCCCUGGAUGUCCUAACGCAGACAGAAGAUCUGGUGGAAACUUGUCAACCGCUUUACGAUGACUCGUCCAUAGCUAGCACACACCGGUGGAAAGAGAGGUCUCCUUUUUCUGAGGCUUAAACGAUACCGUUUUAAGGCGCUGGUUGACUUUCGAUGAACUUCGGUUUGAUGGAAUAGAGUUAUGGCUUGUAAGCAGGGUGGUUUUACCCCCAGAUAAUCACUUUUAUAAAGUAAGGGCCGACGCUAGGCUUUAGAAUAACUCUUCAGUCCAGAGAAUACGGCAGUGACUUCAGCGCAAGUCCAUGUGGUAGAUGUAAAUGUACAGAGAUGCUUUAGUUAAUAGCCUUGUGAGGCAGUGACUAGGCCACUACUCACUAACCCUGCUGACGUGUAAGUAAGAUAAUUAGUAUUUUCUAAUACAGGGAAUGUGGGUGGGAAGGGUAACUUUUAUGUCAUGCGGCCGGCUGCCUCUCCAGGUAGGUGACCCACUGAGUCAGAUGUCACAGUCUUCAAUUCUCCAAAACUUCUUCCACCAAUGAUGAGCAUAGCCCGUGCGUCACUAAAUGCAAUAGUGCAUGUUUUUCUUGCACCAACUACGUCUAAGUUCCUCCAUUCCCUUCUCAGUCGUUGACCUUGCUUGGCUCUUCCUUCCCCACUUUAUUUUUAAUAUGCACUUACAACAUGUUUUUUUAUUGCUGAGAAUGGCAGAGGCGUUAUAGGAUCGGGAAUAAAGUCUAUAUCUAUGGGUGGUUUGACGUAUCAGGCCAGUUUGUGUAAUGAAGAGGUAUUUUUGGCUGCGGCUGUGUUAAAUAGGGAAUUACAUAUUCAUACUCAUUGUCUUAGACCCCACAUAUUACUGUUAAUGUGUGGUAUAAAUAUUGACAAUCACUAACUACACUACUCUGCAUUUGUUGUGUAGUACAUCUAAUAUUUUGUGUUUGGGGGAUGUAAGACAACCAAGGGCCUCAACUUGUGUUUUUCCCAUUGAUUGUCCAUAUGAUCAGAUCGUCUUCCCUUUGUGCAUAAUUACUGUUGUCUUGUUAUAAUAAUCACUGGAACGUUUGAUUGCAUGACACCUGGUAUGGUGGGUUACAAGGUCCUUCCCGCAAGGAGAACAUUAAAGUGACAGUGCUUAAUCCUAGUACAGCCAUGCCAGCUCAUCCUACAGAAUUACAUUCACAAUAAUUAUCCCAUUAGGAUAAAGUAAGUUUAUUAUACACCAGCUAUUAUUUGUUUACUGCAUAUAAUCGGACAGUUACAUUUCACGCCGAACUGCAAAAAAUGUGUCCUAUUACCAGAGAGUAUGUACUGAUCCAGCCUCAGUGACCUAGGUCCUGAAUAGAAAGUGGUUUUAACUCCUCCAAAAAUGUAAUGUUUUGAUUUAAUUACCGUUCACUUACAUUGGAUACACUUCCAGAAUGAUUCUUCCUUUGCAUGUGCGGGUUUCCCCCUAAGCGUCACACAGUUCAGUGUUUUUCUUAGCAGGGAUAUUACUGCUUGUAUGUUUUACACAUGCAGCUAGAAUGUUCAUGGUCGGGGGAGGGGGGAGGGGCAUUGACAACUGCACUGUGUGUCAGAAGAAGCUGUGUGCUACUAGUGGAGAGGUGAGUGUUUAUGUCCUACAGUACUUGGCCGAGAGUAUAUACUGGCAGUAUAUUGUCAAGGAAAUCUUAGUAUUUAAAUUUGCUCCCAGCACUAAUGGAGACAGAUAUUGUGUCCCAUAUUCAUAUAGUAUAAUACGAAUGUGAUCUCUUAGUUCCUUGAUAGGUUGAAUAGUGUUCUGGAACUCCAGAUGCUUUAAAACAGGUUUUAGCACUAAGCUUAUUUUCCUGAUUCAUUCAUAAAUAGCAGGUUCUUAAGUGAUGUUUUACCUCAUAAAUGAUUAAAGGCAGAUUCUUAAAAUACUUAAAUCUGCAGAGACUGACCCUCUUAUUACAUAGGUUCCAGCACCAUGUUUGCUGCAUGUAUGAGAAUACGGGACAGUGGAGGUCUGUCCUUAUCCUGUGUGCAUUCAGCUGCUCAGAUCAGAGACUAGGGUUCAUUUUCCCUGCGGAGGGGACGAUGUACUCACGGAAUGAUGUGUAAACGGCAGUGACUGUGACAGAAUAAAGAAGUGUGUCCAUACUUCUAGAGUAUAUUAGUCCCAUUUUGGAUUCAGGACGCCGCUCGAUGCUGAUGCCGUUUGGCGCGUUUGUGGUCUGUGCGCAGCCUCCAGCUUAAUAGAUGGCUAUACAAAACAAGUUUUGACCUGGCCCAGAUUAGUUUGCCAAGUACCUGUUGCUUCUCUUGUGGGUAUACUCAGACCACUGGUUAAAUAAAUACAGAAAAAGAAUAACACUCCGUAAAGAGAAGCGAUCGUAUUCGACAAAUUAUUGUUGAUCAGUAAAAAAAUUGAAUACACUAAUAAACAUUAAAAAAAAACAUUAAAAAAAACAUUAAAAAAAAAAGAAAAUGAUAAAAAAGAGCAUGUUAAGAAAAAAAAAACAAUUACUGACUGGUAAGAAAAUCCCAAUUGUAUUCUAAGGGUUUUAGUAAGCAGUUACUGAGACAUAUAGAGCAGCUUUGAAUGUUCAGAGCUAGAUGUUGGAAAAGCUUGUUAAUCCAAAGUUAGUGAGGCCACGAAAGAACGCGUAUGUAUGGCGUAAUUGUUUUACCCGUCAGCAAAGUCCAGAUAUAUUGCUUAGGGUUCCGGUAUGAAUGGUUGACCAUGUUAUGGUCAACAGUCAUUAGGUCGACCACUAUUGGUCGACAUUGGCAUGGACACAAGGUCGACACAUGAAAGGUCGACACAUGAAAAGGUCGACAUGAGUUUUUUAACUUUUUGUGGUGUCGUUUUUUGCAUAAAGUGACUGGGAACCCCAAUUAGUGCACAGCGUUCGCUCGCCAUGCUUCAGGCAUGGUACCUUUGCUCUGCUACCGCUUCGCUCGGCACAGAUUACCGUUCCAAUCGUAGUCCACGUGGAUCGUAAAGUAUGGAAAAGUUCCCCAAAAGAAAAAAAAGUUUAAAAAACUCAUGUCGACCUUUUCAUGUGUCGACCUUUCAUGUGUCCAUGUCGACCAUGUCAAUGUCGACCAAUAGUGGUCGACCUAAUGACUGUCGACCAUAACAUGGUCGACCAUCUGAAUGGAUACCAUUGCUUAGACCUCCCGGCCACUACUGCUGUAUUCCCAAAAUCAUAGCCUUAUCCAGAGGACUGUUUAGCAGUUGUUGUCCGCUGUGUGAAUGUGAUGCAAUCAUGGGUCCCCUUGGUUGUCACCGCUGAUUAUGCUGGCCUAUGAUCUCUCUGCUCACUAAAACCAUAAAAAUACAGUUGGGAUUUUCUUACUGGCUGGUAGGAUUUUCUUACUGGCUGGUAACGGAUAAUUGUUCAUAACGUGCUCUUUUUUUUAUGAUAUUAUAUUUUUUUUGAUGUUUAUUAGCGUUUACAUUUUUUGCUGAUCAUUAAUAAAUUGCAAGCGCGUCUCUCCACGGAGGAGUUUUCUUUUUCUUUAUUUAAUAGAUGGGUGACCGUAAAGACAAAUCCAAGUGAUACAGUAUAUAACUUAAUCUGCUUUUUCAGAGAUAAAGAAGUCAUGUAACAGAGUCAGUGUAUCCCAAAUUGUAGCAAUGAACUUUAUAAAUGAGGUAUUAAGGUCUAA